UUAUCUUAAGUAGAAUUCAAAUAUAUAUAGAGUUUCGUCACUCAAUUCACCUGCAUGACCUACAAAAAGGGCUAAUUUUGUUAUUUGAUAAACGAACUUGAUCAGGGGCAGCCAUGACGAUAUGGUAAUGUAACCAUAUCGUCCUCCUCUGGCAACCUGACGAGAAAAAGAAGAAGGGACGACCCAAUCUGACACUAUUAAAAGAAAGUUCUGGAGGGAGAAGUUGGUCUAAAGGACCGCGACCUGUUGACCGCCAUGCUGGACCGUGAACUCUGGAGCGGCAAUCUUUGUGGCACCUCGUACUACGAGCCGAUGAACUGAACUGAAACUGACCAUCCUAAAGCCAGCAGUUGCUGUCGGAUGGCCCUGGGCUCUGCCCGGCAACUUGAAGCGCCGUGUUGCAGUGACAGGUGUGUCUUCUAGCAGGUAUGAGGAAAACAUGAAGACUGCAGCAACUGUCAGCGUGCCACUCUUAGCGAUCUGCUUCUUUGCUGGAAUGUGGACUACAGGAGUGUACUACAACUAUUACAAAGCGGUGAACGAAGGAAUCCCGGAGCCACAGAGGAAAUGGAGACACAGUAAGACCCAGACAAGACUUCAGGAGGGGCUGGACGUCUGGGCGCGUCGUAACCAUAGCUACCAUGACGUCACAAAAGUCCUGUACAACAGGGUACCUAAAUGUGGGAGUAACACCAUGAAAGUGCUUCUCAGAGAACUACAGAACAGAAAUCGCUUUCAAUUCUUUGAAGACAAGGAUUAUGGACUAAAGGCACUUCCUAACAAGCUGUUGCGUAAGUUUGUACAAAUGGUCGACCAGCUUCCGAGACCGUCCAUCUACGAAAAGCACAUCUACUACGUGGACUUUCAAAAGUUUGGUAAGCAGCAGCCAACAUACAUUAAUCUGGUCCGGGAUCCCCUAGAGCGUCGAAUCUCUGGCUACUACUACAUGCGGUUUGGGCGAAUUGACGGCAACCAAAAGCAAAAGCGAACAGAGGAGGAAAAAGCACAGACGUUUGAUGACUGCGUACUAAACAACCUGUGGGAGUGCGAUGAGUUCGGACCGAAAACUUUUACGAUGACACAAUUCUUUUGUGGGCAAGAAUCAAUUUGCAUGGAGCCUUCCCAGAUGGCAGUUGAAGUAGCCAAAGAGAACAUCAGGAGGCACUACGCUGUGGUCGGGGUACUGGAGGAGUUCAGCAGCUUCCUGAAGGUCCUGGAGGUGGUCAUGCCGCAGUUCUUCCGCGGAGCUCACGACACCUGGCGGAAAAUUGAGUCGAAGCAGAUGGAACACCAGAAAACGGCUAUAAAGAUACCUCCUUCUAAUGAGUCUCGAGAAAUCAUGAGAGAAAGAUUACACCUGGACUAUCAAGUUUAUGACUUUAUCAAGGAGAGAUUCCACAGGCAGAAAACACAGCUGGGAGUCAAGGACUGAUCAAAUAAAGAUAUUUUAAAUA
This is a messenger RNA of Branchiostoma floridae (Florida lancelet), 1454 nucleotides long. RefSeq names its product uronyl 2-sulfotransferase-like. The record is from RefSeq and is a predicted model, not a curated record. Lineage: Eukaryota; Metazoa; Chordata; Leptocardii; Amphioxiformes; Branchiostomatidae. Gene Ontology annotation, molecular function: sulfotransferase activity. The transcript has 8 exons. Gene Ontology annotation, cellular component: membrane. Bases 440 to 1432 code for a protein of 330 amino acids.